AUGGUAAAGUAUUCCGUAUUGUUGCCAACUUAUAAUGAAAUAGACAAUUUGCCAAUUAUUGUCUAUCUUCUUGUAAGGGAGUUUAAAAAGAAUAGUCUCGACUAUGAAAUAAUCGUGAUUGAUGAUAACUCUCCUGAUGGUACAAUUGAAGUAGCCAAACAACUGCAAAACGUGUAUGGGGAAGACAAAAUAUUGCUGCGGCCACGUCCUGGCAAACUUGGUCUUGGCACCGCAUACAUUCAUGGAUUGAAAUCAGCAACUGGAGAUUUCGUCAUAAUCUUAGAUGCAGACAUGUCUCACCAUCCCAAGUUCAUAAAGCAGUUUAUUGAUCUUCAGGAGAAGACCGGCAGUGACAUUGUGACUGGUACUAGAUACAGAGAAGGAGGUGGAGUAUUUGGAUGGGACUUCACUCGUAAGCUUAUCAGUUGUACAGCAAACUUCCUGACUCAAAUAAUGCUGAUGCCAGGCUGUUCAGAUGUCACUGGAAGUUUCAGGUUGUACAAGAAAGAAGUUUUGGAGCAGCUUGUAUUAUCAUGUAUUUCUAAAGGAUAUGUUUUUCAGAUGGAAAUCAUAGUUAGAGCAAAGCAACAUGGUUUUUCAGUGGAAGAAGUUCCGAUCACAUUUGUGGAUCGAGUUUAUGGAGAGAGUAAGAUAACCAGUAAAGAAAUCAUUGGAUUUUGGAUGGGCCUGAUGAAAUUGUUUGCCACUACAUAAUACAAUUACUGUAAUUGUUGUUUUAUUCUAGCUUCUGAUUAAUGUAGCUGGGGUACUUAAUUUUCAUUUUUUGCUAAGCUUAACUUCUUGAUUAUCACAUUUUUAGAUUAAAGAGUCGCAAUAUUACUUGUUUUAAAGUUCUAACUUAUAAAUAUCAAAUAAAGUUGACAUUACCACAAUGAAUGUCGAUAAACAUAACAGAUAA
This is a messenger RNA of Bolinopsis microptera, 919 nucleotides long. RefSeq names its product dolichol-phosphate mannosyltransferase subunit 1-like. The transcript has a single exon. The record is from RefSeq and is a predicted model, not a curated record. The coding region runs from base 1 to 714 and encodes 237 amino acids. Gene Ontology annotation, cellular component: endoplasmic reticulum membrane. Gene Ontology annotation, molecular function: dolichyl-phosphate beta-D-mannosyltransferase activity. Gene Ontology annotation, biological process: GPI anchor biosynthetic process; protein O-linked glycosylation via mannose; dolichol-linked oligosaccharide biosynthetic process. NCBI's taxonomy places the organism in Eukaryota, Metazoa, Ctenophora, Tentaculata, Lobata, Bolinopsidae.